This is a messenger RNA of Echinostoma caproni, 1341 nucleotides long. Lineage: Eukaryota; Metazoa; Platyhelminthes; Trematoda; Plagiorchiida; Echinostomatidae. The record is from the annotation of a GenBank genome assembly.
AUGGCGAUUGUGAAAAGUUCAGUAGCCCCGUUGGGAUUCGAACCCACGCAUCGACGCCGCCUACGCUUUGUACGCUCUUACAUGCCAGUUGGUGAAUGCCAUAUGCCUCUACAUUUCUAUCAUAAGAAAUGCAUCGACCCUUGGUUGUUGGAACAACGAAGUUGUCCGUUAUGCAAACUGGAUAUACUAAAAUCAUGUGGCAUUAUUGUGGGCCUAUCGGCCGAGGAUGAAAGCUAUUUGGCCACGCGUCUCGUGGAGCGCGAUGCAGAUUCAUCUUCCACAUCCUCGUCUUCCGUGUCAGCGGUCUCCUAUCCGAUGGGCUGGCGUAUCAGGCGACUACUGUCUUCAAUUCUGGGGAAACCUACUGAUCCUCGAUGUGAAGCUUGCUCACUGGCUUAUUUCCAAGUCAUGCAAUUUGAUGCACUACGAUAUGGAGGUGCAGCACCCGCCCAGAGCUCUCAAUCCACCGAUCGUCUAUGUAGUUAUCACGCCGCGGUUAUUGGUGUUCCCAAUGUGUACCGCACUCCACAAACGAUUCAUUGGACCCGAUAUGCAUCACACUAUGCUACCAUGAGACAUUACUGGAACGACAUCUGGUCAAAAGCCGUACAGUUCCCACAAUCGUCUGCGCGACCGUCCCGGUGGCGCCAGCGCUUCGGGUUUAAGCGGCGGGAAGUCACCGGCUCUUCCUCAACUGAGAAGCAGCUCGGCGAUAGUAUGCGAACCGGUGAAGGCAGUGGACACGGUAUCUCAACAGACAAGCGGUGCCCAACACAAUCCAGUCCCACGGAGCCUCUGGUGUUAAACGAACUGGAACAACCUGUUUUGAUUCAUCAUAGUGCAAUCGAUACGAUGCGAAAUACACAUCACAUCAGUCCCGUGACCGCGACCACGACCACGAACACAAAUAUCGCCAGUCGACAUGCAUUUCCUACCGUAGUCAAAUUGGACGAAUGCCAGCGACUGUCAGCACUUCCGCCAAUCUCGGUUGUCGGACCGCAAUCCUCCUCAUCAAGUGAUGGAAGCAGCGAGCCCAGUCUAGUCAUACUGCCUCCCUCCUCGAUUCCGAGUUAUAUAAACCCACUGGACAGGUUUUGGUCUUCAUGGUAUAGCUCGACCGCCCACAUUCCACCGCCAGCCUAUCUGGAAAGUCUUUCACAGUCGUGGUGUGAGAUGACCAUGAGAUCGGAUCCAACAAACCACAUUCGACCUCAUUGCAAAAUACGUUCACGCAAACUUCGCGGUGGGUAUCAUCCGUAUUUUUUACCCCGAAUCGGACGCCGCAGACCGGGUCAUCAGCGGUCUGACUUCAAGGAAUGGUUAAAUGCGUACGUGUGUUAA